Molecule: messenger RNA, 1551 nt
Organism: Closterium sp. NIES-67
Lineage: Eukaryota; Viridiplantae; Streptophyta; Zygnematophyceae; Desmidiales; Closteriaceae
Source: the annotation of a GenBank genome assembly
AUAACUGAGCUUUCAAAGUUGAUCACCCGAGAGUUUCUCGAUUCUCCGUUUUCAGUAGAAACCGAUCGUUGGCCUUUUUUUCUCUUUGCAAUUCCAUAGAAGCGAUCAUCCUGUACCACCAUGAGGCUGUCGCCGUGCUGGAUCAUACUUCUCAUCUGUGUCGCCGCGCGACUACUGUCCGUUCAAGGGGCAAACGCCGGAGAUGCGACGCGCCAUCGGCGGCUCAACGAGUCGGCUUCACCGAGUCUCGCUCCGGACAAGCUCCUCCAAUCUAGCCGGCGGGAGCUGCGCGCCGAGCGAGGCACGCAGCGGACUCCCUUUUCUGCUCGACUUCCUUCGAAAGCGUUGUUGACUAGAAUAAAAGUUCCACUACCAGCCGAAAGGCCUUCUUACCCAAGUGCGGUGGGGCGAAGCUCCACUGGACAUGCUGAAAGGCAGAAUGUCACCUUGUGUGUUGCUCCACACUUACUGUACCCAACCUUCCUUUUUUUCUGUGUCGAUUGACUUGUCCGCUUCUGGCAAAAGACGCCUCUUGCAGUUCUUUAUGCAGUGUAUGUCCGUCCUCCGACUAAGAACGUGAACGCUUGAGCGAAAUGUAGGCAGGUUGUAACACGUGUGAACAUAUUCGACACCGCGUCUCCCCGUCAGUCGCGCCUUUUUUAAAGCAUACACAUCGCGGGCGACGUGCGUCUGGGCCUCGCCGUCAUGAAGUCGAUCGCAGCGACGUGCGCAUUAAUAGCCCUAAUCGUGCUCCUUCCGCACGCCGAUCCCAUCGCGCCUCGAACCAGCCUCACAGCAGAAGGAAGAGCCACGGCGCCGCUCGAUCAGGUCUCAAUUUCAUCUGACGCCGCCAUUUCCGCUGCUGGACACGUGGAGCGUGCGCUUGGCGCGCAAGCAGGGCGGCGCGAGGAGCUUCAGGUGGCGGCGAAGCGGAAAGUGAAGUGUUCGAAGCCGGGCACGGGCGUGUGCGCCAUGUCCGGUUACCCCGGCUGCCAGAAGCCCCGCGUCUACUGCGGCGGCGCGUGCUGCAUCGACACGCACGAGUACUCGUGCUGCGGCGGCAUCAUGUGCUGCAAGGUGGGCGCGUGCUUCCGCAAUGUCACCACGCGCACGUGGGGCUGCUGCCCCAUCGGCUCCAAAGCCUGUGGCGGGCCCAAGCCGGGCAGCAGGUGCUGCAAGCUGUAGGAGGAAGAAUGGAGCUGCAAGGUUGUAGGGAGGGAGAGUAUAGGUGCAGGGGGGGGGGGGGGGGGGGGGGGGGGGGGGAAGAGGGGGGAAAGCGUGCGGCCGGAUGGGGAAGACACUGGCCGUGGAGCGCAUGCUAUGUGCUAAUGCAGCCUGGCAGUAGAGAAGGCCCUUUACAUGCCCACUUCAAGCUGACACUGCUCCCCUCAUUGCGCAUGCCAUCACAAGGGAGAAUCUCUAUAUAUUGGACGUAUCAGCGUGGCAUGAGAGAUACCUAGUAUAAAAUAGCCAAGCUUUCUUGCAUUUUGGCUGUAUGGAUAUAAUAGCAUCUACUUCCAUCCCUUCAUAGUGCACAACAUAUUGAGCAGA